Ziziphus jujuba (common jujube) is the source of this 1637-nucleotide messenger RNA. RefSeq names its product protein SCO1 homolog 1, mitochondrial. NCBI's taxonomy places the organism in Eukaryota, Viridiplantae, Streptophyta, Magnoliopsida, Rosales, Rhamnaceae. The coding region runs from base 229 to 1203 and encodes 324 amino acids. The record is from RefSeq and is a predicted model, not a curated record. The transcript is spliced from 7 exons. Gene Ontology annotation, biological process: mitochondrial respiratory chain complex IV assembly.
ACAAAAACCAAACCCGUGAGGCUGUGACGCAACUUGCAAGCGAGAGCAGAUUGAAUUUGAUUCGGAAUAUGGGAUUGUAAACCGAACCGGGCCAAUCCAUCAACCCGUAUCCAACAGUCAUCGUCUUAAACCCCAACACCAAACCCAACGCAGAAACAAAACCAAAAGGGUUUUAAGUAUUUUGGUUGUGGAAGAAGAUCCAUAAAGCCUCCGACUUUGCCGGGAAAAAUGGCGAGCAUCGUCUCCAGGAACACCAAUUCUCUUCGCUCUCUACGCUUUAACACUCUCACCCGAUGUCGGUCGCUGUCGCCAUUGCCGUCGCCACCGCUUGCCGACGGUCUCCAACAUCGUCCACCUCUUUCGCUACUUCAAUCGUUAUUACCCAAAGCGCUUGGAACGCUGUCCUUAGUCACGUAUCAGAGAUGUCUAUUUUCGACCUCUACUUCAGCAAGUGUAAACCAAGGAAAUGAAACAUCAAAAACAGCCGGAGAAGCCAAUUCUGGUAAAGAGGACAAGUCUGGGGAAUCAAAUCAGAGCAGUGAAUCUGGGAAACCAGUCCGUGGAGGGCCUGUUUCGUGGUUGAGUUUUCUUUUGCUGGUAGUUACUGGAGCUGGAAUUAUCCUCUACUAUGACAAGGAAAAGAGACGACAUAUUGAAGAUAUAUAUAGUGCUUCAAAGGAAGUAAAACAAGGACCUGGUGUGGGAAAAGCUGCCAUUGGAGGCCCGUUUAAGCUUAUCAACCAUGAUGGGAAGAAUGUAACCGAAAAAGAUUUCUUGGGGAAAUGGACAGUAAUUUACUUUGGUUUCACACAUUGCCCUGAUAUCUGCCCGGAUGAGCUACAAAAGUUAGCUGCUGCAGUGGAUAAAAUAAAGCAGAAGUCAGGGAUUGAGAUUGUACCUGUGUUUAUCUCUGUUGAUCCUGAGAGAGAUACUGUUGAACAAGUUCAUGAAUAUGUCAAAGAGUUUCACCCAAAGUUGAUUGGGUUAACUGGUAGCUCGGAUGAGAUACGGAAUGUUGCUCGUGCAUAUCGUGUGUACUAUAUGAAGACAGCAGAGGAAGAUUCUGAUUAUCUUGUGGAUCAUUCCAUAGUCAUGUACUUGAUGGGUCCCGACAUGCAAUUUGUAAAAUAUUUUGGCAAGAACAAUGAUAUUGAGUCGCUUGCGGAUGGUAUAAUCAAAGAGAUAAAGAACUACAAAAAGUAGAAGCCUAAAUUAUGUUCUUAACAAAAUACCUGCUAUUAUUGAUUUUGGACUGUCCUUUCCCGACUUUUUUGAGUUGGUCGGCGAUUCACAUGAUGGUACUGUUCUCCGAUUGAGUUUUUAUUUGAAUUCAGAAAAUGUGAAAGGUGUAUUGAACAUUUUACCUCUGGGCGUUAUGAAGAAACCCUUGCUUUUAUUGGAUAAACCCUCGUUAUUUCAAGAAAGUUGCGUGCAAUCACAUAACAGAUGUAUACUAUAGAUUAUGCUGUUUAAUUUAAGCCCAUUUGUUUUCGUUCCUCUCUUGAGUCGGGAUUGGUUAUUUGAAUCCUCAGGAAUCAGGGCAAUAAAAUGUUUAGAAUGAUAUUAUUUGUGUCUCAUACAUAAAAUUAUGCCUGUAAUUAAUCAUUAAUAAUAUUUGCUUAGUCUUUUUUGAAGAA